GUAGGAGUUUUGUAUACAAUAAUAUUUGCUGCCAUUUUAUUACGCACUCCUGAAGUUAAUGCCCAACAAAGAAGAAGCAGUUUCUAUUCAGCCCUAGGUUAUACAUUCUUAGUGAUUCCAAUUCUUAUAUUUCAAGUAUUAUUAGCUGACAAACUAGACGAUGAUAUAAGGAUAUCAUAUACAGCUGUGGUUAGUCCUCUUUUCAUUUCUUUCAUAACUUUAAUUCUGAUGUCAUUCAGUGCCAAAGGUGGAAAUAAAUGGUGGUUUGGAAUGCGCAAAGAUUUCUGUUCCUUUGUAUUAGGGGCUUGUCCACUAUUACAAGAAUAUGCCAACAUUGCUUACUAUAGCGAGAGACGUACAAAUGGAGUUGAGAUGGAGCAACAAAUCGAUAAUAUUGAGGAACUGUUCCAAAGGGAUGAUCUUUUCAAACCUGUUCUACCUAUAGUCUCUAUUGAGAUGCCCGACUGAUAUAAAGCUAUUUAGG
This is a messenger RNA of Leptinotarsa decemlineata (Colorado potato beetle), 484 nucleotides long. RefSeq names its product transmembrane protein 185B. NCBI's taxonomy places the organism in Eukaryota, Metazoa, Arthropoda, Insecta, Coleoptera, Chrysomelidae. The record is from RefSeq and is a predicted model, not a curated record.